Funneliformis geosporum is the source of this 1365-nucleotide messenger RNA. NCBI's taxonomy places the organism in Eukaryota, Fungi, Glomeromycota, Glomeromycetes, Glomerales, Glomeraceae. The record is from the annotation of a GenBank genome assembly.
AUGUAUACUGGCAUUCUUGAUGUGAGAGGACAAUCUACUUUGGACGUUUUUAAUCUUCUUAUAGCGUCUGAUGAAUUGCUUCUUGAGGGAUUGACUAAUUUCAUACAAAAAUAUUUGAUUGAAGAACAAAAUGGAUGGCUACAACGAAAUUUAGUCAAAGUUCAUCAAAUAGUAUUCCAACUGGAAAGUUGCAAAAAGCUCCAAGAUUAUUGUUUAGAAUGUAUUUGUGAUGAUCCUAUACCUUUUUUUAAAUUGCCGGAAUUUCCAACUUUACAAAAAAGUAUUCUGCUUGAUUUGAUUAAAGGAGAUUUACAAAUUGAUGAAAUUGAUUUAUGGAACCACCUCAUUCGAUGGGGAAUCGCCCAAAAUUCGGAAUUGAGCUUGAUGGAUUUAAGUAAUUGGAAUGUUGAGGACUUCUUGGCUUUAAAGUACAUUUUGAACCCAUUUAUCCCUUACAUUCGAUUCUUUGAAAUUUCGUCAAAAGAUUUUCAUAAUCAGGUUCGACCUUAUAAAAAAGUGUUACCUGAAGAACUUUUUGAAAGUGUUUUAUCAUUCUAUAUGACAAAUUCUCGACCUAGAGAUAUUUUGCCUCCUCGUUAUGGAAAGAUUGCUGUUAAUUCAAAAAUCAUUACCCCAAAACAUGCGGCCAUCCUUGCUAAUUGGAUUCAAAGAAAACAUGCCAAUGCAAUAAUUCCAAAGGACCAUAGAUAUAAUAUGAACCUUAUUUACCGUGGAAAUAGAGACGGUUUUGAUAUCAAUGCUAUACGUAAUAAAUGUAAUGGACAGGUUGGGUGUAUUUUGAUUAUUAAAAUUGUCGGAGGGACUGUGAUCGGUGGUUAUAAUCCUCUUGGUUGGAAAGCUUAUGGAUCGAACAUUGCUACUUUUAAUAGAAAUAACGACAACAAUAAUAUGAAUAAUACUCGAAGGAGCAAUAAUAAUAAUAUUUAUAGGGGUAGUACUUAUAGGAGUAAUAGCAACAACAAUAAUAAUACUUUUAGGAACAACAAUGAUAGGGAUUUGGAUUACACUAAUAGUGUUGCUAAUAAUUAUUGGGUUAAUAAUAAUGAAUGUUUUCUGUUUUCGAUGGGUAAUAGAGAUGAUUUAAGAAACGUUAAGAUUAGUCGAGUUGAACAUAGCGCAUAUGCAAUGUAUGAAUCGAAUUGUUAUAAUCAAAUAUUGAACUUUGGUAAUGGCGAUUUGGUUGUUAACAAUAAGAAAGGUAGAUGUCAACAAAAAUAUUAUGAAAGUAGAAUUUUAGAUAUUUCUGAAUUUGACAUCGAGGAAAUGGAAAUAUUUGCAUUUUCCAUCCAAAAGUUCGUUGUUGCAAGAAUGUUCGAAAGUUUAUCUUCGUAUUUUAAAAAUUAA